AUGGGAGGAGGUAAUGGCGCAAAAGCAGCUUCCAAGCGUGCACGCAAUCAAAAAGAUGCUGAGAAGGGUGUCGCAAAGUCGCAACUGAAGGUCAACGAGUCAGCAAAGGAUAUUCAAUGCGAGGUUUGCAAGACCACUUUCUUGAAGACCACUAGACUUCCUGCUCUCACUGAACACGCCAUGAACAAACACUCAAAAGGACCGGAACUCUGCUUCCCAUCGUUUAUGGCUCAGCAGGCUGCAUUAGUUGGCAAGAAAUAA
Molecule: messenger RNA, 261 nt
Organism: Botrytis byssoidea
Lineage: Eukaryota; Fungi; Ascomycota; Leotiomycetes; Helotiales; Sclerotiniaceae
Exons: 3
Coding region: 1-261 (86 amino acids)
Source: RefSeq, a predicted model, not a curated record